This is a messenger RNA of Dryobates pubescens (Downy woodpecker), 956 nucleotides long. It is a transcript of the gene LSM5, whose product is annotated as LSM5 homolog, U6 small nuclear RNA and mRNA degradation associated. The record is from RefSeq and is a predicted model, not a curated record. The transcript has 5 exons. Bases 26 to 301 code for a protein of 91 amino acids. Gene Ontology annotation, molecular function: RNA binding. Gene Ontology annotation, biological process: mRNA splicing, via spliceosome. Gene Ontology annotation, cellular component: U6 snRNP; U4/U6 x U5 tri-snRNP complex; Lsm1-7-Pat1 complex. NCBI's taxonomy places the organism in Eukaryota, Metazoa, Chordata, Aves, Piciformes, Picidae.
GCGAUUGGUUCGGUCUGGGUCCAACAUGGCGGCCAACGCGACCACCAACCCCUCACAGCUCUUGCCGCUCGAGCUCGUAGACAAAUGCAUAGGUUCACGCAUACAUAUUGUGAUGAAGAGUGACAAAGAAAUCGUUGGAACGCUUCUAGGAUUUGAUGACUUCGUCAAUAUGGUGUUAGAAGAUGUUACAGAAUUUGAGAUUACACCUGAGGGCAGAAGAAUCACAAAGCUAGACCAGAUUUUGCUAAAUGGAAACAACAUCACAAUGCUGGUUCCUGGAGGAGAAGGACCUGAAGUAUAAAUUAAUACAGUUGUCAUCUAUGAAGACACAUGGGAAAAGUAUGAAGAGAGCUUUUGGCUUGUGGAUGUGUUUUGGUUGUGGGUUGUUUGUUUUGUUUGCACACUCUUGCAGUUGACAUUUGAUAGAGGACAAGGAUUUCCUCUUCAGGAAAGGUGCAUUGCUAAUGAUACUUGUGACUUUGUGUGUUAAAAUCCUGACUGUCCUGUAAAGACUUUGAUCUGUUCUGAAUAAAAGACACUCUUUUUUUACUGUGUUCUGUUACCUAAGUGCUCAAGUGAAGUAGUUUUAGUGCUGGUUAAUUGAAUGGGAAAAAAAUAAUUACGUUUCAGUUGCUGUCAUUCUUCAGUUUUUCUACAUCUGUUGUAUUCAUGUCUUGUGUCUAUAUAAAACACAAGUCAUGAGCUGAGAGAUUGCUGUUCUUUGGAGUACAGGCAGAUGCUAAGCUGGAUCAUUUAUUUAAACACUGCUUCAGACUGUGUCACCAGAAACCAUGUGGUAGAGUGCUGUAGAAUUCUGAAAGCUCUUCAAAGUGGAGCAGUCCUGAUGCUCAGCAACCUUUGGUUCUGCUGUCCUUGAGGUUCAUCUCUCUUGGGCUUUUGCUUGGUAGAUACAUAUUCUCACAGUAAAGGCACUGUAAUGGUAUUUAGCAAGUGAG